This is a messenger RNA of Prorocentrum cordatum, 720 nucleotides long. The record is from the annotation of a GenBank genome assembly. Lineage: Eukaryota; Dinophyceae; Prorocentrales; Prorocentraceae.
AUGGCGCAUCACAUCUCCGAGGCGGUGAGCCGGGGCCAUUGCGGCGCGCUGGAGGUCCUGCUGGAGGCGGGCUCGGAGGGGCUCGACGAGGAGUACAGAGGCCAGAGGCCGCUGCAGACGGCGUGCGGUCGGUCCGCGUGCCAGGGGGACGAUGGGCACAGGCUGGCAGAGGCGCUGCUGCGGCACGGCGCCGACCCCGCGUGCGGCGACGUCUCGCACACGCCGCUGCACGAGGCCUGCAGACGAGGGAACGCCCAGAUGGUCCUGCUCCUGCUGCAGCACAGGGCCGACCCCAGCGCGCCUUCCCCGGGCGGCCACUCGCCUCUGCACGCGGCUUGCCAGGGCGCCCCGGUGCUCGACCCCGCGCUGCACCCGAAGAUGGUCGACGUCCUCCUGCUGCACGGGGCCCGCCCGCUUGCCGCCGACGACUUCGGCCUCCCUCCGCGGGCGUACGCGGCGGAGGGCGGCCUGUACCAGAAGCUCGGCAGGGCCGAGAGGUGGUGGACCCGACGCUCCCUCCGCUCCGUGUGCCGCGCCACGGCAGACUGGCCGGGGCUGGCCCCUCCCGAGCGCGGGCCCGAGCGCCUGCUGCACGGUGUGGUCACGCUGUCCGGGGUGCUGGGGGCGGUGUUGGACUUGGUGUCCCACGAGGCGGCCCCGGGCACCCGGUGCUGGCAGCACCAGCGCGGACCAUUCCUGCAGUGGGCCCCCUUCUGCUAG